CUUUAAAAGAAAGUUGUUUUCAUGAGCUGAGCUGGACUUACCGCCUUAAUGGUACAUUCCCGCCCGUCGUCGAACUCUUCCUUUUUCUAUCGAAGUAGCAGGCAUGAGCAUGCUCAGGCUCCAGAAAAGACUCGCUUCCAGCGUGCUGCGCUGCGGCAAGAAGAAGGUCUGGCUGGACCCCAACGAGACCAACGAGAUCGCCAAUGCCAACUCGCGCCAGCAGGUACGCAAGCUGGUGAAGGAUGGUCUCAUUAUCCGGAAGCCUGUCACGGUCCACUCCAGGGCCCGCUGCCGCAAGAACACGCUGGCACGCCGCAAGGGCAGGCACAUGGGCGUCGGCAAGAGAAAGGGUACCGCCAACGCCCGCAUGCCAGAGAAGCUGUCGUGGAUGCGCCGUAUGAGGAUCUUGCGUCGUCUGCUGCGUCGCUACAGGGAGUCCAAGAAGAUCGACAGGCACAUGUACCACAGCCUGUACUUGAAGGCCAAGGGUAAUGUGUUCAAGAACAAGCGCAUCCUCAUGGAGCACAUUCACAAGCUGAAGGCCGACAAAGCUCGCAAGAAGCUCCUGGCCGAUCAAGCCGAGGCCCGCCGUACCAAGACCAAGGAGGCCCGCAAGCGUAGAGAGGAGCGCCUUCAGGCCAAAAAGGAGGAAAUCAUCAAGAACUUGUCCAAGGAAGAUGAGGGCAAAAAGUGAUCGGGCCUUGCAGUCUCCCACCCUGUGUGUGGAAAGCUCACAAUAAAGUGUACAUAAAGACA
Molecule: messenger RNA, 756 nt
Organism: Phycodurus eques (leafy seadragon)
Lineage: Eukaryota; Metazoa; Chordata; Actinopteri; Syngnathiformes; Syngnathidae
Gene: rpl19
Product: ribosomal protein L19
Exons: 6
Coding region: 104-694 (196 amino acids)
Biological process (GO): translation
Cellular component (GO): cytosolic large ribosomal subunit; ribosome
Molecular function (GO): structural constituent of ribosome; RNA binding
Source: RefSeq, a predicted model, not a curated record